AUGCGCUUGCUGUUCUUAUUCUUUGCAUUCUAUCUUGCCAGAUUAGAUGCUGCAAGCCCGGCGACGUUCCCCGCCCACAUAGGCAAAGAAAGACUCGCCACAAACGCCGUUUACACCGGGAGGUGCACCACAAGUAUCGACAAAAAGGUCACCCCCGUUGCCACCUUUAAGCUUACUAUUAAUACGCAUUCAGUUAACAUUAUCAAGCGAGGGUAUGACAGUACAAGCCACAUAGGCGUUAUGAUAAAUAAUCCCAACCCUAGCACUGCACCCAAACCCCUCCUCUUCGCUGCGGGAGGCUUUGGAUCCACUCAAUUUGGAGGCUCUGCAGCGGCGUUUCUGUACAAGCCUGGCCCAGUCUUCUUUGCCCUGUCAGAGGGAAACACCCACUACAUUCUAGACUAUGACUUCGUAAAGCAUGACUACGUUGCAACAGACAAGGGAGGCCAGUCAUGGUAUAGCUUGGCAGAACCUACGCUUCGGGCCCAUUGGCCAAAGUUUAAUGGCAAGCCCUAUGGCCCCAGGCCGGCUGAGCGGUUUAUAGUUGUCAUCGCUUUAUCUGUGGCAGCUACCAUGAAAGAAGGUACACAGGUGGAACAGUUGCAGCAAGCAAUAACUCAAAAUUACCAAGGUGUUGUAGAUAACUUUGUAUUGAUUCCGGGUACCUCUACUUUGGGGAGUUCUACCGUUUGUUCUGUCUCAUUGUUCGUGGAUUACGAUAUCUACUGGGAUGUGUGGGUGCUGGUGUUGUCUAUUUCUGUCUCUGUUAUUGCUAUUACACUGGUAAGUGUAUUUAAGUGUUGUCCAUGUGCUUCUGUGAAGCGUAUCUACUACAAACAACAAUCCAAGGGACACAGCUCUGAUGGGUCUAUUACAGCUGAGCCAACUGACGCACCGUUGGACCCAAUAGCAUCAGAAGAUACACUAGGGUUAGCAGACGACUCUGUUGACGCUAGUGGCAAAAUGAAUGCUUUAUGA
Giardia duodenalis is the source of this 978-nucleotide messenger RNA. RefSeq lists its product as uncharacterized. The record is from RefSeq and is a predicted model, not a curated record. The transcript has a single exon. Bases 1 to 978 code for a protein of 325 amino acids. Lineage: Eukaryota; Fornicata; Diplomonadida; Hexamitidae.